UUCACCACUGGCGCAGACUGCACUGCGCACUCGAGCGCUCUUUCGAAUAAAUUUGGGAAACUAAACAGUGAGUGAUAACAACAGACUGUCCUCAGUUUGGGACGGUAUAACUUUCAGCAACAUUUUUCUUCACAGCGCUGGGGUUACUCAACGCCUAUUUGUUAAUUUGUGACCUGCUUCAUAGUCUGAAUAAGUCUGCCGAAGGGAAUCCUCAUGACAUUUACAGAAAGUAUGUCGCCGGAGACACCUAUAUAUUGACGACUCACUCAAGACUUUCCAGGAUAAAUCAUACAUCUACCGACGAGUACAGUGCCGAAGAGAGGUACCAUUCUUCAGCUGCCGCUCAGUCUCACCAUGAGCCCUAAAAGAGAUCCGAAGCACAGCUCUGGAGGAGCCCAGCGGGACAUCCAGCGAGCCCUGCCCGGAUCCAGCAGCCUCGGGCGGCCAGCAGACGCUCCACAGACCCUGCUGGGGACCUCCGCCUGGAUCUCUGGCUCCAGCACCGCUCGGGGGGAGAGGAGGCUGCCCUCGCCCCAGCUCUGUGUGGGGUUACUGGGGAUGCUGUUACUGAUCCCCCUCCCUGCUGUAGAGGCUGCGAAACAGAGCCUGCCCAGGGUCACGUUGAGCCACAAAGAGCUGCUGCACUCGGGCAGUGUGGUGCUGUUCCAGGGCCUGGGGGAAUCUCUGCACUCACACACACUCCUGCUGGACGAGGAGAGGGGCAGACUGCUGCUGGGCGCCCGAGACCACAUCUACUAUCUGAACCCAGAUAACCUCAAUGCACGCCCCCGGAAGAUCAGCUGGCCGGCCCCGCGGGAGAGAGUGGAGAUGUGUAAACUGGCUGGCAAGAAUGCUCAAACGGAGUGCGCCAAUUUUGUACGGGUUCUGCACAACUACAACCGCACACAUGUUUACGCGUGUGGCACCGGAGCGUUCCACCCCACCUGUGCCUUUGUGGAGGUCGGAGGUCGGAGAGAGGAGGGUGCAUUCCAUCUCAUCAGCAGCAGUGUGGAGUCUGGGAGACUAAAGUGCCCUUUUGACCCCUGGCAACCCUUUGCGUCGGCGCUGACAGAUCAGUACCUGUAUGCUGGGACAGCCUCUGACUUCUUGGGGAAAGACUCCACGUUCACACGCUCGCUGGGGCCACCUCCUGACCAGCACUUCAUCCGCACCGACAUCUCCGAGGAUUACUGGAUCAACGAGGGCAAGUUUAUAGCAGCUCUUCCCAUAUCGGACACGUUCAACCCCGACGAUGACAAGAUUUACUUCUUCUUCCGCGAGGCCAGUCGUGACGGAAGCGUGUCGGAAAAGCGUGUCCUGUCCCGGGUGGCUCGUGUCUGCAAGAAUGAUGUUGGUGGCUUAAGGAGCUUGACCAACAAGUGGACGACAUUUCUCAAGGCCCGGCUGGUGUGCUCCAUCCCUGGCCCAGAUGGAGUGGACACUCACUUUGAUGAGCUGCAGGACAUCUUCCUGGUGCCAACCAGGGAUGAGAGGAACCCUGUGGUCUAUGGAGUCUUUACCACCAGCAGCUCCAUUUUUAAGGGCUCAGCAGUUUGUGUGUAUAGCAUGUCGGACAUUCGAGAAGUGUUUAACGGGCCUUAUGCACACAAGGAAGGACCUGAACAUCGCUGGAUCGAAUACGAGGGAAGGAUUCCCUACCCACGGCCAGGCACAUGCCCAAGCCGCACCUAUGACCCACGCAUCAAGAGCACCAAGGACUUCCCCGAUGAGGUCAUCAGCUUCAUCCGCUUCCACCCCCUCAUGUACCGCUCCGUCUACCCGAUCACGCGCCGGCCCGUCUUCACGCGCGUCAACACCGACUACCGUCUCACACAGAUCGCCGUGGACCGCGUGAACGCUGAGGACGGCCAGUACGCAGUCAUGUUCCUGGGCACAGAUGUUGGAUCCGUCCUGAAAGUGGUUAGCAUAACUCAGGAGAACUGGGCCACUGAGGAAAUUAUCCUGGAAGAACUUCAGGUGUUCAAGACCUCCUCACCAAUUCUGAAUAUGGAGAUAUCUUCUAAACAGCAACAGCUGUACGUGGGCUCGGCGGAGGGGCUGGCGCAGGUGGCCCUGCACAGGUGUGAUAUUUACGGGCAGGGCUGCGCCGACUGCUGCCUCGCCAGAGACCCCUACUGUGCCUGGGACGGCAACCAGUGCUCACGUUACAUCCCUGCGUCCAAGAGGAGAGCCAGGAGACAAGACAUAAAGCAUGGCGACCCAUCCAGCCAAUGCUGGGACACCGAGGAUGGUAAGGAUGUGGAGGAGAAGCUGAUGUUUGGCGUGGAGACUAACUCCAGCUUCCUCGAGUGCGUCUCCAGAUCACAGCAGGCCCAGAUUCGCUGGCUCUACCAGAAACCAGGCUCUGACCUCAGGGAGGAGGUAAAGGCUGACGACCGCGUGCUGGUGACUGAGCGGGGGCUGCUGAUUCGCUGGCUGCAGCGGAGCGACGCCGGCUCCUACCUCUGCACCUCCCAGGAGCAGCGCUUCACCCGCACCCUGCUGCGCUUCUCCGUCCGCGUCGUCCAGCAGGGCCAGCUCGACGGUCACCCCUCGCCGUCCCAGCGGGGGCCCUCCGAGGACCCCACCGCCUCCGUGGCCACGGCGGCCGAGGCCCGGCAGCGCUACAAGGACUUCCUGCGCGUGCUGAGCGGCCCGGCGCGCUCGGUGGACGAGUACUGCGAGGCGCUGUGGUUCCGUGAGAAGCGCACGCGCCUCCGGGGCAAGUGGAAGCACAUGCAGGAGCUCCGCAAGAGCCGCAACCGGCGGCAUCACCACUGAGUCCGACGGGGUCCCAGGGACCAGCCAACAGUGGGUUCAAACCUGCGCCCUAAAGACUAUUUCAAACGCAUCAACCAAUUUAAGCAAAUAAUGCUUAUACCUUAUGUUACAUGUAUCCCUUAUUGCAUUGUAACUACACGAAAACAGUGUAACAUUAAUUGUUAAUAUGUAGUUGUGCUUACAUUGCCCUAACCUUAAUCCUAGCCUUAACUCUAGUUUAAGUACAAAACAUCAGAGUUUUGUAUGUUACAAGCUAUUUCGAAAUAUAGUUACAAUGUAAUGAGGGUGAAUUAAUAAACCAUUCUACCAAGAAGCUACAAAUUUGACAAACAGAAAUUCUGUUUGUUUUGGACCAUAUUUAGCUAUUGAAAUGGCCCAGCUCAGCUACUUUACGUUCGUAAGACAUUGUCUCUGUCAUAUAUUGUUUAAUUCCUUCCACUCUGGCAUAUAUCCAGUACCUGUGGGUGCCUAAAGUUUGUUUAGAUAGCUAAGCUAUUUUGUAUAUGCUAAUGUGAAUUUUUACCAGGUAAUAAUGUACCCAUGGAGCUUCCCAUGGGAUAUCUGCUCCGACAGAUUUCUACACUUCAAUUUACAGUUCAUUUGUAGAGGGAGAACACGCAUAUCAUUUUCA
Messenger RNA from Alosa sapidissima (American shad), 3412 nucleotides. RefSeq names its product sema domain, immunoglobulin domain (Ig), short basic domain, secreted, (semaphorin) 3D (gene sema3d). Gene Ontology annotation, molecular function: semaphorin receptor binding; chemorepellent activity. Lineage: Eukaryota; Metazoa; Chordata; Actinopteri; Clupeiformes; Clupeidae. The coding region runs from base 355 to 2781 and encodes 808 amino acids. Gene Ontology annotation, biological process: axon guidance; neural crest cell migration; negative regulation of axon extension involved in axon guidance. The transcript has 18 exons. The record is from RefSeq and is a predicted model, not a curated record.